CGGCACCCGCACCCGUCCGAGGAGGAAGCAUCAUGGCUGCGACCACUUGUACACGCUUUACUGAUGAAUACCAGCUGUACGAGGAGCUUGGCAAGGGGGCCUUUUCAGUGGUGCGCCGCUGUGUCAAACUCUGCUCAGGCUUAGAGUUCGCCGCCAAAAUCAUCAACACCAAAAAACUCUCGGCCAGAGACCAUCAGAAGCUGGAGAGAGAAGCCCGCAUCUGCAGAUUGCUCAAGCACUCCAACAUCGUUCGUCUCCAUGACAGUAUCUCAGAGGAAGGCUUCCACUAUUUACUCUUUGACCUGGUGACAGGAGGGGAGCUGUUUGAGGACAUUGUGGCUAGAGAAUACUACAGUGAAGCAGAUGCCAGUCAUUGCAUCCAGCAGAUCCUGGAGGCCGUGCUCCACUGUCAUCAGAUGGGGGUGGUACAUAGAGACCUCAAGCCGGAGAACCUGCUGCUGGCCAGCAAGUGUAAGAACGCAGCAGUGAAGCUGGCUGACUUUGGACUGGCAAUCGAGGUUCAAGGAGACCAGCAGGCUUGGUUUGGCUUUGCAGGCACCCCCGGCUAUUUGUCCCCAGAGGUUCUGAGGAAGGAGGCGUAUGGCAAACCUGUGGACAUCUGGGCCUGUGGUGUGAUCCUGUACAUCCUCUUGGUUGGAUACCCUCCGUUCUGGGAUGAGGACCAGCACAAACUCUACCAGCAGAUCAAAGCUGGAGCGUAUGAUUUUCCCUCCCCAGAGUGGGACACGGUGACUCCGGAGGCUAAAAAUCUGAUCAACCAGAUGCUUACUAUCAACCCAGCCAAGCGAAUCACUGCCCAGGAGGCUCUGAAGCACCCAUGGGUCUGCCAACGCUCAACAGUGGCCUCCAUGAUGCACAGGCAGGAGACAGUGGAGUGCCUGAAGAAGUUUAACGCCAGGAGGAAACUCAAGGGGGCCAUUUUGACCACCAUGCUCGUCUCCAGGAACUUCUCUGUCGGUCGGCAGACCACAGCCCCCGCUGCCAUCAGUGUUGCAGCUAGUACCACCGCUGGCAUCGUGGAACAAGCAGCCAAGAGUCUCCUGAACAAGAAGGCUGAUGUCAAGGGAUCAUCGGACAGUAGCACCACGACUAUUGAGGAUGAAGAUGUGAAAGCUCGCAAACAGGAGAUCAUAAAGAUCACAGAGCAGCUGAUCGAAGCUGUCAACAACGGGGACUUUGAAGCCUACGCGAAGAUCUGCGACCCUGGCCUGACCUCGUUUGAGCCCGAGGGGCUGGGUAAUCUAGUGGAGGGAAUGGACUUCCAUAAAUUUUACUUUGACAAUCUCCUCUCCAAGAACAGCAAGCCCAUCCACACCACCAUCCUCAACCCCCACGUGCACAUGAUCGGAGACGAGGCUGCCUGCAUCGCGUACAUUCGUCUGACGCAGUUUGUCGACGGGCAGGGCCGGCCCCGCUCCAGCCAAUCAGAAGAGACCAGGGUGUGGCACCGCAGGGACAGUCGGUGGCAAAACGUCCACUUCCACUGCUCAGGAGCUCCUGCUGCCCCUCUGCAGGGAUAAGGUACGCGACACUGAUGAGGAGGUCAAGAGAGGCAGACAGGGAAUGGGUGGAUAAUCUAAGAGAGAAAGAGAGACGCGGUGGUGAGAGAGAGGCGGAGGUGGAUGGACGUUGAGUUUAAAGAGUCUGAUUAUGGGAUGGUGGCCGUCCUCCGUCGCCCCACACACCCAGCUCGCUCUUCUCUCUCUGUCUCCCUACAACCUCGACAGCAGACGGCGACAACGAAGCUCCCAUCGCCGAAACCUACAGUACAGCAGAGGGCGUAUCCAUCAGCUGCUAAAGGAGACUGUAUAGUCCACAUCUUGUGUCCUGUCAGCCUGUAUGUGGCUGCAGUCUGACACCGCAACACACCUGGACAACACCCCCUGUGUCCUGUGCUCCAAUGUGGCACCCUCCUGUUCAAGAUCUCCCCUCAAGCAUAAAGUUAUUGUUCCUUCCCUCUGGUAUUAAUAUGGCUGCAGUCUGUCAUUGUGCUCUUGCGACUGUACAGUGUAUUUAUGAGUCACUCUAAACCAUUCCUCCUGUUAUUGUCUUCUUUUUUAAGACAAGCAUGACUCCUACCUGUUAUUCUUAUAACCUGUGGCUGUUUUUCUGCACGAAUAGGGCUGCCUGUGUGAAAUGAACAAGCCACGUGUCUCACAGAGAGAGAGACCAGUGGGUGUAUUUAAUUAUCUGUUUUGUUUAGUCAUUCAACAGAGUUUUUCUCCCUCUUUCCUCUGGAGUGUAGUGGACCCCAAACCCACGCCUCUGUGUUAACCGGGCCCCUCUGAGCCACUCUGUAAGACAGUGAAAACCAUGCAGCAUGCUAAGAUAUUAGUGUCGCUCUUAACCGAUUCUCUAUGUACUGAACAUUGCAAGUUAACUGCUAAAAUUAUGACAAUGGUUGACCUUCUAGUAUCACUGCUGUUUAUGUAAAUUUCCAGUUUCUCCGUGGUGACUUUACUCCAACUAUGCUGUAGAUGGUAUUUAAUUGCAUGAUAUUCAAGUUAAUACAUUGGUUAGUUGGGUGUUAUCGUGCAUUUUGUUGAUUUGUCUCCUUUUGGACUUAACUGCUGGUGAGCUAUACUCUAUUGCCUCUAUUCUCUGGGCUUUGUAAGUGCAUAAACUAUUUUUUUUGUGUUCAUAGCAUAGUGUAGGAUAUAAGGAUGCAGGUGGUGAUGAUAACAGAAUAUGCCUUUUAGAGAAAUGCUGGGUCCAGAUCAGAUUUUAUUAGAGACCAAACCCAGGAUCAUAGUUGAUCACUUUUACCUUUUACAAUCAAAAUGGCCCUGACAGGCUUCACAUCAGGGGGUUAGUUGUUUAUUUUAAGUGAAGAAGAAAUGCUAUGUGUAUUAAGAAUGC
Molecule: messenger RNA, 2880 nt
Organism: Pleuronectes platessa (European plaice)
Lineage: Eukaryota; Metazoa; Chordata; Actinopteri; Pleuronectiformes; Pleuronectidae
Gene: camk2b2
Product: calcium/calmodulin-dependent protein kinase type II subunit beta
Exons: 19
Coding region: 33-1541 (502 amino acids)
Biological process (GO): protein phosphorylation
Cellular component (GO): cytoplasm; neuron projection
Molecular function (GO): calmodulin binding; ATP binding; calcium/calmodulin-dependent protein kinase activity
Source: RefSeq, a predicted model, not a curated record